GAAACUCCUCUGUCGAAAGAGCGAAGGGUGGAGAGAUCACCUCACAGUGGCUUGCAGAUGCGUUCGGCUGCCGACACCGACAAGAAGUGUCAAGCAAGAAUCAUCGUUUGUGGAUCUGCCUUCGUGACGAUGGUUGUCUGUUGCUCUGGGAUGAGGGAGAGGAGGGAUGCUACCCCAUGCGGCUUCAUGAAGCGUCAACAAAGGAUUGCAUCGCCCUGCACCAACCUAUGCAGCACUGGAGGAGGUGGUGCUGAUGAGCAGGGGACGCUGUCAAGGACGCCGAAGCUCCACGCAAUAGAGGAGGAGAUCAGGCAGCUGACGGUCAGUCAGCACUGCACCGCCCUUUGUUGUCUUUUCGACAGAUCUUUCCUCUCGUCUGUCUGUCUGUCUGUCUGUCUGUCUGCAGGCUCGAAGAGAUGCUGUCCUCUCUGCAGGUGCUACUCAAGUCAAGAAGGACAGGCAGCUGCGCAUCAUCCUGCCGCUACGUGACGACUCGCUACCCACCGCACCAUCAGACACUGCGGAGCCGACGCCAGCUGCAGCUAACACCACCGAUGGGAACAACACUGCGGCACCGACAAGCGGCAAUAGCAAUGUGACGGCGGCCAGUGAGGAAGACAGUGCAGCUGUCCGGGCUCUCGUGAUGCGGCGAUGGCGGCGGCUGGUGGCGGAGCAGAGGGCGACGGAGAGUGAGGGCUUCAUGACUGAGGGUGCCCGGCGGCUGGAGCGCCUGAGGGCCGAGCGGGUCUAUCCAUUCAUCGUGGUGCGCGUCGCUCUGCCCGACGGCCUCACACUGCAGUUCCGCGCGAGUGUACGCGAGACGAUUGAGGACCUUCACAAAGUCAUCAGGGAGGUCAGCAAGCGACGGAGGGAAACGCACCGCGGCAGACAGACAUCUGGUCGUGUGUGGUGCAGGUGCUUGUGUCGCGCCGCAUGUCGUCUGCCGCUCUAUCCUUUGACCUUCAUCUGCCGCUCUGCAGAGAUGUGCUGCGCCCAUCUGCAACGCUCGAGGAGGCCCGCAUCAGCCCCCCUGCCGCCCGGCUGAUGCUCAAGUGGCGGAGACCUGACGAUGUGGCGCGAAUCAUGGCGAGCGGCAGGGGCGGAAAGCACGGUUACUUGAAUGAGAGGGGCAAAAGGCUGCUCAAGAGCGCGGGGAGGGGCCAGUGAGUCGAGCAAGCCAAGCCUGCAUUCCUGCGGCGAUGAGUGAGGUGGCAGACGAGUCGCGUGGGUACGUGGGUGCGUGGGUGUGACGUCUGUCUGCCGACAGAUGCUGCCGUGGUGCAUGUUUGUGAUUUCACUUGUAAAAAGUGACGUGCUC
Messenger RNA from Vitrella brassicaformis, 1318 nucleotides. NCBI's taxonomy places the organism in Eukaryota, Vitrellaceae. The record is from the annotation of a GenBank genome assembly.